Messenger RNA from Impatiens glandulifera, 1011 nucleotides. Its product is annotated as epoxide hydrolase A-like. The record is from RefSeq and is a predicted model, not a curated record. NCBI's taxonomy places the organism in Eukaryota, Viridiplantae, Streptophyta, Magnoliopsida, Ericales, Balsaminaceae. The transcript has 2 exons. Gene Ontology annotation, molecular function: hydrolase activity. Bases 39 to 998 code for a protein of 319 amino acids.
AUUCAUGAUUCACUCAUUGAGAAAAAAGAGAGAAAGAGAUGGAUAAGAUCGAGCACAGAAUCGUAAGCACAAACGGCAUAAACCUACACGUAGCAGAGAUAGGGUCCGGACCACCGGUCCUCCUCCUGCAUGGAUUCCCCGAGCUCUGGUACUCGUGGCGGCACCAAAUGGUAUCCCUGGCAUCAUCAGGAUACCGAGCCAUCGCACCGGAUCUUCGUGGCUAUGGAGACUCAGACUCGCCGCCUUCAGUCGACAGUUACACCGUCCAUCACAUCGUAGGAGACCUCGUGGGCCUCCUAAGCGCAUUGAAAGUGGACCAGCCGGUUUUCCUUGUUGGCCAUGACUGGGGAGCCAUAGUGGCUUGGAUCUUUACCCUGUUUCGACCGGACCUGAUUAAGGCCUUGGUCAACAUCAGCGUCCCUUUCGUCCCUAGGGAUCCUUCCAUUAAACCCGUGACCGCCUUAAGGGAUAUAUUUGGUGAUCAAUUUUACAUUUGCACAUUCCAGGAGGCUGGAGCCACUGAAGAACUGUUUGCAAAAGUACCAACUGAUAAAUUCAUAAAAUCAAUCCUCUUGUCUCGAAACCCUAAACCACCUCGCUUUACAAAAGAUCGGAUUCAGGCGUUACUCGAUGCACCAAACCAGACCCAGAUGCCAUCUUGGCUGACGGAGGAAGACGUUCAAUACUUCGCCGGGAAAUUUGACAAGAGUGGGUUCACCGGAGGACUGAACUAUUAUCGGGCCAUUGAUAAGAGCUGGGAGCUGUUUGCGCCGUGGGGAGGAGCAAAAGUAAAGGUGCCUACGAAAUUCAUAGUGGGGGAUUUGGAUCUAACAUACAACAUGCCUGGCGCAAAAGAAUACAUUAAUGGCGAUGGUUUUAAGGAACAUGUUCCUUAUAUGCAAGAGGUGAUUGUACUCGAAGAUGCAGGUCAUUUUGUUAACCAGGAGAAGCACCAAGAGAUUACUGCUCACAUUCUUGAUUUCAUUGCCAAGUUCUAAUCUUUUCGUACUA